Messenger RNA from Pelmatolapia mariae (spotted tilapia), 1690 nucleotides. RefSeq names its product dynein axonemal assembly factor 10 (gene dnaaf10). NCBI's taxonomy places the organism in Eukaryota, Metazoa, Chordata, Actinopteri, Cichliformes, Cichlidae. The transcript is spliced from 8 exons. Gene Ontology annotation, molecular function: ubiquitin binding. Bases 49 to 1125 code for a protein of 358 amino acids. The record is from RefSeq and is a predicted model, not a curated record.
GCGACAGUUGUCUACUUUUUCACGCCGAUAUCAGUGUUUCUUAGAAAAAUGUCAUCGCCGCUGUCGAAGCCUCAGAUUAUUACGCAUAUUCAGAAGAGUUUGAACUAUACGGUUUUUGACAGUAAAUGGAUUCCCUGCAGCGCGAAGUUUGUCUGUCUGGGAAACUUUCCUAGUGGAACCGGAGUGAUUCAAAUAUAUGAAGUUCACCAAGGCGAGGCUCAGCUCAUAAAGGAGGUAGAGAAACCUAAAGCUAUAAAGUGUGGAACAUUUGGGGCCACGUCUCUUCAGCAAAGACACAUAGCAACAGGGGAUUUUGAUGGAAAUCUCAAUAUAUGGAAUCUAGAGACCCCGGAUGUGCCCGUAUAUGCUGUAAAGGCCCACAAAGAGAUAGUGAAUAGUAUUGAUGGUGUUGGUGGUCUGGGGAUUGGUGAUGGUGCGCCUGAGAUCGUCACCGGAAGCAGAGAUGGUACAGUCAAGGUGUGGGAUCCCAGACAGAAGGAUUCCCCUGUAGCCAACAUGGAGCCAAUGGAAGGAGAAACCAAGAGGGACUGCUGGACUGUUGCUUUUGGUCAUGCCUUUAAUGAUCAGGACCGCUGUGUUUGUGCUGGAUAUGACAAUGGUGACAUCAAACUCUUCGAUCUGCGGAAUAUGUCUCUACGGUGGGAAACGAACAUUAAAAAUGGGGUAUGUUGCGUGGAGUUUGACAGGAAAGACAUCAACAUGAACAAGCUGGUGGCCACUUCACUGGAGGGAAAAUUCCACGUUUUUGACAUGAGGACCCAGCACCCUACCAAAGGCUUCGCCUCUGUUUCUGAAAAGGCUCAUAAGUCGACCAUUUGGCAGGUGAGACAUUUGCCUCAGAACAGAGACAUCUUUAUGACCACAGGAGGAGCCGGCAACCUACAUCUAUGGAAAUAUGAGUAUCCUGCUCAGAGAUGCAAGAAAGACUCUGAUGGUGUUGACGUAGGUGUAGCUGGAUCUGUCAACCUCUUACAGAAUGUCACUCUGUCUACUCAGCCAAUUGCCAGCCUGGACUGGAGCCCAGACAAGCAGGGCCUGUGUGUGUGUUCGGGUUUUGACCAGUCUGUCCGUGUACUUAUUGUCACUAAACUCAACAUAGUUUAACAACUGCACUGCAUAAAAGACUUUUUGUGAUCUGUGAAGCCUAAUAUGGGAAAAACAAAAAACAAAUAAGUAUCUGCAGUGCUGCACCACCCGUGUGUAAGUCACAGACUUAAUGACGAGCAGUCUUUUAGUAGAAGACACCAAUUUUCUACUGCAAGUCCUGGAGAUUGCUCAUGUCCAUUUCAAUCAAUACUCCUUUAAAAAAAAAGUAUUUUAGAUUAACUGGGAAACUUGAGUUUGGCCAUUUUUUCCCUCUGUUAAAGGAUAUCCCUAAAAAAAUGUGUAUUGUCUGGCUGAGCCCAGCAGAUAAUAUUAUCCUUUACUGCAGAGAAAUAUCCCUGUAACGCAGUUAUACAUUUCCUGUAAAGUUUCUAUGUGGAUGAAAAAAUAACUGUAGCCUCUGGCUUGGAAUUACUGUGGGAUCAAGAUUUAUUUUCACUCAUCAAUUUCUGUUUUUGUAGGAGGAAACUGAAACGUUUUCCGUUGUUGCACUGUCAGUGAAGAUUGUUGUAGUUCACUUUUGUCUAUUGUUUAAGUUGUGGCUUUUGACAUGACAUUUUUAAGA